Messenger RNA from Ruditapes philippinarum (Manila clam), 853 nucleotides. Its product is annotated as sulfotransferase 1B1-like. The record is from RefSeq and is a predicted model, not a curated record. The transcript is spliced from 8 exons. Lineage: Eukaryota; Metazoa; Mollusca; Bivalvia; Venerida; Veneridae. Gene Ontology annotation, molecular function: sulfotransferase activity. Gene Ontology annotation, biological process: sulfation. Gene Ontology annotation, cellular component: cytoplasm. The coding region runs from base 1 to 732 and encodes 243 amino acids.
AUGGUUGAUGUCGGGAUAGAGAAGUUGAGGUUUUUCUUUCCAUUCUGCAUUUUAUACAAACAUGUUUUCAAACUGUACAUGUGUGUUUUAAUUGAUUUUCCAAAUUAUAGCAUACAGGAUCUUUCAAAAGCAUCCGAAAUACCACAAAUAAAGAAUGUUUUAAUUUUAAUGAUGAUUCUGAACAAAUCAGCGGAGAGAAUACAAUCAAAUAAAGUAUUAACAAUGCUGGAAUGUGUAUCCGCCGAGGAAGCCGACAAGCAACCGUCACCUAGAGUAGUUAACUGUCAUUACCCACCAAGGUACCUUCCUCUGGAGGAUAUGAAGGCCCAGCAAAUUAAAACAGUAUUAUGUCUACGAAAUCCAAAAGACACGGCCGUGUCAUAUUAUAAUCAUAUGAAGGGUAUAAAAAUGUACGAAUACGAAGGUAAAUGGGAGAAUUGGAUAUCAGGGUUUGCUGAAGGGAAAUAUGAAUACGGGAAGUACAGCCAGUAUUUGUUGGAAUGGCAGCGUGAGGUUGAAAAACAAGAAUAUCCUCUACAUGUCAUGUUUUAUGAAGAUUUGAAAAUGAAAAUUGUGAUGGCGGUUAAAGAACAAUGUCGUAGCAGCCGUCAAGUUGGUGACUGGAAGAAUUGGUUUACUGUUGCACAGAAUGAAAUGUUUGAUGAUAUCUGGAAGAAAGACACUAAAGAUUUAACAAUGUUUAAAUUCAAAUAUACUAAUGGCAGUGCUUGAUAUUUCAUGUUACAAAUAACUAGUGAAUUAUAUCUUCAGGUGAAGUUUUCAGACAAUAUGUUUAUCAAUAUUAUUUACAGUACAGUCUGAAAACAAUCUUUUAAAUAAACGGCAAAAACAC